GAGAUUGCUCCAUGAGAGAGAACCUUGCCUUUGUGUCGAUCCAAAACAUGGCGUUGACUGGCUGUGCGGCACCAAAUGAGGCGUCCACGGAGAAGACAAAGAGGCACACCUGGAGGAAAAGAAUUGGAUUUCUUUUGAAGACUAACACUUCCAAGUCAUUAUUACAUCUAAAGAAACGAUCCUAUAGGCCAACUGCUGAUGACGUGCAGCAAUGGGCGCAGUCGCUUGACAAACUACUCUGUCAUAAAUACGGGAAAACGGUGUUUUCUAUCUUUCUGAAGUCCGAGUUCUGCGAGGAGAACAUUGAGUUUUGGACAGCCUGCGAGGAUUUCAGGAACAUCACGUCGCACAAAGCGCUGGCGUCCAAGGCCGACAGUAUUUACGAGGAGUUUGUUAGAAGUGAAGCUCCCAAAGAGAUAAACCUGGAUUUCCACACAAAAAAUACCAUCGUCCGGAACCUCCACGAGCCCACUGCGACCAUCUUCCUGGCAGCUCAGAGUAAAGUCUACAGCCUGAUGGAGAACGACUCCUACCCGAGAUUUAUUUACUCCGACCUCUACAAAGAAAUGUGUGCUUCUGCCAGAGGGCAGGCGCAUUGACUCCUGGUCCGACGACCCCCCCCCCCCCCCACACACACACACACUCCUCCAGUCAUUUGUUUACCGCUGUGACAAUGUGAACAGAGCGCUGAUGGUGUUCUUUGGCACUGCCUCGGGAUAAUAAUAAUCCCAAAUGCAAAUCCUCGGCAUAAACAACACGGAUAAGCAAUUUUUUAGUGCAUGGUGCUGAGAGCUGUGCUGACUUGGCAGUGCACGCAGCAUUUCUACCACAUUCGAUUAUUGUUACAUUUUACUCACAGAUUUUUGGGGCAGCGAUGUGUUCCAGAAGAUUGUGAUGAAGCACGACUGUAUAUACAAAACCUGUGAUCGCUGUCAAAACACUUUACUCUUUAACCGACGGAGCUGUUUGAAUGUAUUUCCACGCUGACACCCACUUGAAGACUGUCGUCUUUUGUGACCUUGGCCUUUACUGCCGUGUUGCUCUUCUGGAUUUGUUUGGAACCGUUUGCACAAAAGGUGCAAUUUUAACUUGCAUAAUAACACUUUGUAUUUUCCCUGGCGUAAUGUGAAAAUGUUAUGUGUUUUAAAUAUUGCUUGUGUUUAAUGUGGGCAGGCAGCUGGACUGCGCAAGAAAUAAAAUAUUUUUCAAUU
Molecule: messenger RNA, 1211 nt
Organism: Pungitius pungitius (ninespine stickleback)
Lineage: Eukaryota; Metazoa; Chordata; Actinopteri; Perciformes; Gasterosteidae
Gene: rgs2
Product: regulator of G protein signaling 2
Exons: 5
Coding region: 12-599 (195 amino acids)
Source: RefSeq, a predicted model, not a curated record